UAAAAGAAAAGAAAAAGAAACUGGCCCCUUUAGGAUGAGAUAGGCUACGAGACGAUUUGGUCUCUCAUUGAAUGCUUUACCAAACUCUGUUUCUUUUGUUAUCUUCCAUUUUCAACCACUUCUUCUUCUUCUUCCUCUCCUACAUCACCUGCUUCUCUUCAGGUUGAAACUGAAAUGGAGUGUGUUAUUGUUGAAGCUGCUCUGAAAACAAGUUUUCGAAAGGAGAUGGGUUUCAGAAAUUCACCAGCAGCUAUUUUUGAUGAUUUAUGUGCACCCAACAAUGUGCAGCAAAACGUCGUGUCGUCUGAUGACUUUAUUGUUGACGAACUCUUGGAUUUCUCUAAUGAAGACGAUGAGCAAGACCUGGUUCUACAAGAAGAUGGUGAAAAACAACAAACCCAGCAACAAAAAGAAUUUUUAGAUGAUAAAAUUAGUGAGUUCGGUGGAAAGGUUGAUUUUGAGUGUAUUCCGGCGAGUGAACUUUGCGUUCCGUCGGAUGAUUUAGCAAGUUUAGAAUGGCUAUCUCAUUUCGUGGAGGAUUCCAACUCGGAAUAUUCCGCUCCAUUUCCCGCCGGAGCUUUUCUCGACAAGCCAAAGCUACCCAACACUCACGGCGGCAGCAACAGUAGUAUUGCUUUUUGUGCACCACAAAAACCGGUUUUAACAGAGAAUUGUUUCAAGACUCCGUUUCCGGUGAAGGCUAGAAGCAAGCGGACACGGACCGGAGUUAGAGUUUGGCCUCUUUGUUCGCCGUCGUUGACGGAGUCAUCAUCUUCAACUUCUAGUUCUUCUUCCUCUUCUUUUUCCAGUCCUUCAAGCCCUUGCUUUUUAUUCACUGCUCCCGAUUUUAACCGUGAGCUGACCGAACCGGUUUUUUACGAAAAAAUAUCUGGUAAAAAGCGAAAGAAUAGGUUUUCCGGUGAGCCCGGUAGUGUCGGCGGUGGGUCUCAGUCCGUCAGAAGGUGUAGCCAUUGUGGUGUUCAAAAGACUCCACAAUGGCGAGCCGGUCCACUUGGAGCCAAGACUCUUUGUAAUGCAUGUGGGGUUCGUUUUAAAUCGGGUCGGUUAUUACCCGAAUAUAGACCCGCCUGUAGCCCAACUUUUUCGAGUGAAGUGCACUCGAACCAUCACCGGAAAGUUCUGGAGAUGAGGAAGAAAAAGGAGGUACUGGGUCCGGCGGAACCCGGUUUGGCAGCCCAUGAAGCGCCCAGUUUUUGACAAAUAUUUAGAGUUUAGUUACAGACAUAGCCAGUGUAUUAGGGAUUAUAGAUUGAACCGGAGGGUUUUACCCGGUUUGGGUAGGUCUGGGUCAGUGUACAUUUUUUUCCAUCCAACACUUGGUUGUUGGGGUAGGUUCGCUAGUUAUGUAGUAUCUCUAAAUUAGGAAAAGACUUUAAUGUUGGUGAAUUUUUUUA
This is a messenger RNA of Mercurialis annua (annual mercury), 1415 nucleotides long. RefSeq names its product GATA transcription factor 5-like. NCBI's taxonomy places the organism in Eukaryota, Viridiplantae, Streptophyta, Magnoliopsida, Malpighiales, Euphorbiaceae. Gene Ontology annotation, biological process: positive regulation of DNA-templated transcription. Gene Ontology annotation, molecular function: sequence-specific DNA binding; zinc ion binding. The record is from RefSeq and is a predicted model, not a curated record. The transcript has 3 exons. Bases 175 to 1218 code for a protein of 347 amino acids. Gene Ontology annotation, cellular component: nucleus.